Gasterosteus aculeatus aculeatus (three-spined stickleback) is the source of this 2511-nucleotide messenger RNA. RefSeq names its product tRNA methyltransferase 2A (gene trmt2a). Lineage: Eukaryota; Metazoa; Chordata; Actinopteri; Perciformes; Gasterosteidae. Gene Ontology annotation, molecular function: RNA methyltransferase activity; RNA binding. Gene Ontology annotation, biological process: RNA processing. The record is from RefSeq and is a predicted model, not a curated record.
CGAUGGGCCUUUUCAAAUAGACUACUACCACUUUAAAUGGGUUCAGAGUUCUCCGCUGCACGUGGUCGAAUCAACAUGGCAGCGCCCUGUGCGUCUCUGUGAGAGUGCAAUUGAGCAAGUUGAGUAUAAGAAGUGAGUGAUGGCGGAUGUUGGUGGCAGCCCAGUGGCUGAUGCUCCACCUUUAAACGAGGAGAAUCCCGAGGAGAAUCCCGAGGACCUCCCUCAGGGCAACGACAAAGACGCAAAGGCUGACGACAAUGCUGACGACAAUGCUGACGACAAAGCCGAUGACAAAGCUGACGGGGGCACCAAGGCGUCCUCUGACAUGUACCGCUACAUCAAAGCGGACCUCUUCACCUCAGAGAUCUACAAAGUGGAGAUCAGGAACCUACCAAAGUUCAUCGGCUUCAACGAUCUGAAGAAGUUCCUGGCCAAACACGGCGUCGACCCGCACAAAAUCAAGCUGUUCGGCAAGCAGACUUUCGCUUUCGUCACCUUCAAGAACGAAGAGGAGCGCGACAAGGCCAUGAAGCUGGUCCACGGCAUGCAGUGGAAGGGCCAGGUGCUGAGCGUCCGGCAUGCCAAACCCAAGGUGGACCCCAUCCUGAGGAAGAGGAAGCAGGAGGAAGGAGACUUCUCGGGGGGACAGCCGCCCUCCAAGCGGGCCGAGGGGGAGCAGGGGGAGGAGGAGCCGCUCAGCGUCCAGAUAGCCAACGUGGUGACUCCUCUGUGGAACGUGCCUUAUGAGGAGCAGCUGAGGAGGAAGGAGCAGGAGGUGGUGGGCGUUCUGCAGCGGCUGGCCAAAGAGAUCGGGAGCACCAACAAAGCCAUGUUGCCGUGGCUGUUUGCGCAGAAAGGAAAGUACAACAGGAUGUGUUGUUCUCUGACGGCUAUCCGACCGUCUCCCACGCAGACGGCGUACAGAAACAAGUGCGAGUUCCUCAUUUCGGUGGGUGCCGACGGAGAGGACAAGACCAUCGGUUUCCGCCUGGGGAAGUACAAAGGCGGCUCCUGUGCCGUGGUGGGGCCCGCCGAGACGCGCCACGUCUCGGCCGAGGCCAAGCGAGUGGUCGCCGCGUUUCAGAAGUUCAUCAGGACGACGUCAUACCCUGUGUACAGUCCCGAAACAUACGAAGGACACUGGAAGCAGCUGACUGUGAGGACCACGAGGAGCGGACAAGCCAUGGCCGUAGCCUUCUUCAACACGCAGAAACUCCAAGAAGCGGAAGUGGGCGCAUUGAAGAGCUCCAUGAAGACGUACUUCACAGAAGGAGAGGGGAAAGACAGCGGAGUAACCUCUCUCUACUUUGUCAGAGAAGGUCAAAGGACUUUUCCAAACCCAGAGGACCUGCCCUGUGAGCUGGUGGCUGGAGAGAGCAGCAUUCAUGAGGAACUCCUGGGUCUGAAGUUCAGAAUAUCUCCUCAUUCCUUCUUCCAAGUAAGAGACUUUGAGUCCUUUUUCCCAGCGGCAGGUUUGUAUCACUGCGGCGCGUGUCUUCGUGGUGCCUCUGUGAAACGUGUGUGUGUGACCUGGCAGGUGAAUACAGGAGCUGCAGAGGUGCUGUACUCUGCUGUGGGGGAAUGGGCCCAGCUGGACCAGGACAGCACAGUGCUGGACGUGUGCUGUGGGACGGGAACCAUCGGCAUCUCUCUGGCCAAGAGGGUAAAGAAGGUGAUUGGAAUCGAAAUGUGCCAUGAAGCCGUGGAGGACGCCAAAGUUAAUGCGAAGGUCAACGGUCUGACGAAUGUAGAGUUUCACUGCGGAAAAGCCGAGGACCUGUUCCCCAACAUCGUCAACGCCGUCGUGUCCGCCAACGUCACGGCCAUUGUGGAUCCGCCGAGGGCGGGCCUACAUUCCAAGGUCAUACUUGCCAUCAGGAGGGCGGAGCACCUGAAGAGGCUGGUUUACGUAGCGUGCAAUGCUAAGGCGGCCAUGAACAACUUCAUAGAUCUGUGCAGAGCGCCAUCCAACAGAGUGCACGGAGCGCCAUUUCGUCCGGUGCGAGCCAUGGCCGUGGAUCUGUUCCCUCAGACCAUGCACGUGGAGAUGAUGCUGCUGCUGGAGAGAGUGGACUACGACUCCCAGCAGCAGGCCAGCCAGCAAUGAGGAAGAGACAUUCUGUGCACGCCCAUACCAGCACAAUCCAUAAGGUUUAACAUGGCAGAAAAAUAUCACAACGUUCUAUUGCAUCAGGUUGUAAUUUAGUCAAUCAUCCUACCGUCGCAUGUAAUUUGUCAUACUAUUGUCCGUGGGGCUUGCUGACUGCAAAAUGCGACCGGAUGCAGCAGGACAUCGCUGGUAUAUUUGGCACGCUGAUCGUGUGGGAGUUCCAGAUUCGAAUUUAACCGGAAAUGAUUUGAAAUUUGUUUUUGUUAAAAUAAUCUGCAAAGCCUUAUAUAGUCUUUAUUGUUAAAGGGACAGUUCAUUUAAGUAACAAUGUACCGCUUACCUUGUCAUUUUAUAAUGCAAUGUUAAUUCAUGCUUCCAAUAAAGUUGCAAUAAGUACGGUA